AUGAACUCUCUCUAUUUGUGGGUAAUCCCCUUCUUAAUUAUUAGAAUCAAGUCUGAGGAAUCCCAUGUAAGUCAAAAAUCCAUUACUGUAACAGUAUAAAAUUAUUGUAAAAAGUGAUUUGAAUGUACGCAAACGAUUUUCCCGCUCGGUCAGUUACUGUACUUAAACUACAGUAUCUUCCAACCUAAUUUUCUCUUUAUAAAAAACCGAUCUCAUUAUUUUAUACCAGCUGUUUUCAAGAAUGAUAUCAUUCCAGAGCUGUUUUGAUCGUUGUGAACGCCUCUUCAACCGUUCAUUGCAACGAAUUGGAGAGGAUUCAGCGCAUAUUCGGGAGGCCAUCCAACUCCAUAUUAAAGAUGACCAAGCCAAGUCCAUUUGCUGGUCAGUUUCGCUUUUAUUGUCAUGGAUAACAUCACUUCUAACAUUCUUUAGAUGUCUGACGGAAAAGAAAUAAAAAAGAUCGAAUUCGGAUUUUAGGAAAUUCACGGAUUUCGAUGAUUGCCUGAGACUAUGUGGAAAGAAUAUGCAAGAAAAAAGAACAAAACUGAUCGGGGAGAGGGAUCCGAUCAGGAGGAAAUGCAAACGAAUCACAGCCACAUCUCGUAUGUACAUCUGAACACGAAUUAUAGAACUGGGCAAAAGUUUUGACUUGUAGAUAAAAGAAAACCCUUUGUCAGGAUCACGUAACGUUGCGUCAGGUUGCGCAACUACCGUAAUCAAAAAGAAAAUCACGUUUUGUCCAUUCGCGGAGCUAAUGCUUGCGAUUUGUAUUACAAAUAUUACUAUAUUCUUGAAUAUUAUUUUAACUAUCUUUCUUUAGCAUAUCAGAAACAUUUCCGUUGCGUUCAUCGCUACCACAACUUCAUGCAAAUCCGUUGCUCAUCUUUUGCUCAAGAGGCAACCAAAUACAGAAUUAUGUCCAAGAAGGCGAAGAAUAAUCACACGAAGGGAGUGACCCGAGAUGUUUUGAUCCAGGAGACCUGUCGCUAUCUCCAUUACCACUCAAUGUGUCUCGCCAAUGCAGUCUUUGGCUAUUGCUCCGAUGCCGAUGAAUUGUUCAAUAGAUUCACUAUGAGAGAUUACUUCCUUUCUUAUGUGAUCCCAGACCAAGAUCAACUUUUCACGGACAAAUUACUCGAUUAUUGCCAGUUGUACGACUUCCAAAAGAUGGCCAAGGAUCUUUUCGAACAGACUAAAUCAACAUCCAAGAGGGAGCUGAAUAGAGAUGGGAGCAAUGUCUACGUGACACAUCCAAUGACCAUGCCAUUCACACACAAUGCCGAGGGUAAGAGACAUUUUGUCAUCACGAAUUGUUUUUUCUAGGUUCAACAAAAAGAACAACAACUUUGUUUGACUCGGAAGAAGACCUUCAGGACGUCCCACCCAACUUUUACUACUCCUCAGCCAAAUAUCCAAAGCAUUAUACGGACGCCAGGUAACCAGUUUCAAUAAUUUAUAAGGUUUUAGAGUAAAUGAGAUGUACAGAACUACCGAAAGAGGGAUGACUUCGGAUAUAGAUGGCAUCAAUCUGAUCACCAAGCCCGUGAACAUCGACUUUAGCUUCGAAUCUGAUCUGCCUGAAGAUAGCACGGGGCAGUAUGAUAUUAAUAGGAACAGAAACACGAAUCAGAAUAGUAACAGUCCCCCCAGAGCUCGCAAUCAGCUGAGACAAGAAGAUAUCCCAACUCAAGUCACCUGGCCUGAUAUUCAUCCAACUGUACUCACGAUUGAUCAAGUAUUAGAUCAAGGAGAAGCUAAGAAAGGGGUCAUUCCCUCCGUCCAAUCAGAUUGGCAUCCUCAUUACAACUUAGAAGGACCCAAGAACAGUAAACGGCCAGGGAAUCGGGAUUAUAAUAGGAAGCAGAUGAAAAAGAUCAAAGGGAUAUACGAGGAUCUGGAAGAGGAUGAAGACGAGUACGAUGAAGAUGGACCCAUGCUCCCCUUCUCCAAGGUUCAUAUUGCUAAUAUCCGUUCUCACGAUGACAUUCCUAGUGAGAAUGAUAACUUUGAAGUCAAACCAGGAGCAGGUAACUGCAAAACGCUAUUAAAAUUUGACGAUUUAGAUCGAGGGCCCUUAGACAACGAGGAUUAUGUGGAUUACGGCAGUGUGAGGCCAGGUAAGGAUAUUUUUGCUUUAGUUAAACAACCAUUUAGUAGAAGCAACAACCCUGGGUGAUCUUCUUCAUUCGGCGAUAACAACUGCUCUGAAUCCGACCGCCCGUCGUCCUCCAUAUCACACAAAAGAGCAGACUAAUACAGUCCUCUUACUGAUGGUGGCCUACACAAUCUUCUUCAUCGCCGCCCUUAUCAUCCUGAUUUCUCUGAUCAUCGCCAUGUUGAUGAGGAGGAAACGACAAACUUAUCAGACUUAUAUUGUAAAGAAACCAGUCAAGUAUUAG
Molecule: messenger RNA, 2399 nt
Organism: Bursaphelenchus xylophilus (pine wood nematode)
Lineage: Eukaryota; Metazoa; Nematoda; Chromadorea; Rhabditida; Aphelenchoididae
Source: the annotation of a GenBank genome assembly